Molecule: messenger RNA, 702 nt
Organism: Aethina tumida (small hive beetle)
Lineage: Eukaryota; Metazoa; Arthropoda; Insecta; Coleoptera; Nitidulidae
Exons: 1
Coding region: 87-554 (155 amino acids)
Source: RefSeq, a predicted model, not a curated record
GAUAUAAAGUUGCCGGAUAAUUAUCCACGCCGUCAUUGAUACACAGACCGCAGACGUUCGCACACAUUAGAUAGUAAACGUUAGAAAUGGUAGUGCCAGUAGAUAGGAUGUCCUCGUUGGAUAAGACGAAGAAGUUCGUGGGGAACGGGUUGAACAUCACGGUGAAAACCAACUCCAGGACCACCCUGGUGAUCGGCAACAACUGCAACGUGGACGUCGAAGAGAACCUGGGAAGUUUAAGGAUAAUCGGCGACAGUUGCAGAGUUACAGUGUCCAAAGGCAACGGACGGAUCGACUACGUCGGGAACAUGGGCAAAAUCUUCAUCGGUGAUAAUGUUAGUGAUAGCGUGGUGACCACAGUGGGCAACCAAAUAAAAGUGUCCUCGAAAAAGAACCACGACUGUGUCAGGCGUAGUGUUUCGGAGAAAGUGUUCAGAACUGAAGCCAUCACACCAACUGCCAACAUCAACAUUUGUAAUUCGAGUAAAGUGCACUUGUCUUUGUCGAAUCUGCCCAGUUUCGUCAACGGGAUUGUGAAAAAAGCCAAGCCGUAAUGGUGCAACAUUAGAACUGUUUAAAUGAAGUUAUAUUAACUUUGUGAACUUGCCUUAAUUCUAGUCCAAUGUUAUUUAUUAAUUAGUAUUUAUUAAGUAAUUCCUGUUAAUAAAGUUCCUAUUUUAAUAAUAAAAAAAUGUUCUUACU